UCACUAUCUGUCAAAGCACGAAAACUGAAACCGCGUGCCUAUCUUCCAAAUAGCGGCGAUCUUAUCUGUAAUGAUGCAACAGUAACAUUCCAGGUGUUCACAUCGAUAGAUUACUUUUCUCCCUGAUUAAAGGGUCGGCCUCAGCACCUUGAUGUCCCCUAAUUGCCUUCGAAAGGCUGCCGUCGAUUCAGUCCGCGUCGCGCGUGCUCCGACACGGAGGGCUGCUCGCGACCUCCGCCACGCCAGCUUCUGACGCGCCCUCUGUCGGUUGGCUCGACCAAAAUUGCCGUUAUUUUGACAGUUUUGGAAAGUCCCAAUCGCAUAUACACCCAAUGUCACUCUUCACAUCUCAGAUGCACACUUUCUAAAAAUCUGAUAGACUGGUGAAGUCUCUGUGAAGCAAGUCGCGCAGACCGAAGCCUAGCGAGUAGUGGGAGCGCACGAGCGACUCGAGUAGGUUGACGUUUCUUUGCGAUUUCUUGCAGGCAUUCUACAAAAAAAUCGAAGAAUCCAUCUGUCUCUUUCUUGGUCACUCAACACGGUUUUCAGGAAAGGUUUGAUGGGAGCCGUGUGAAGAAUUUGUAAGCCUAAGUUUCCAUGAUAUGGAAGGAAGAAAUCUGCUCCCAACAUUUCUUGAAAACAGCAACCUGACCAAAGCCCUUAAACUUCGAGAGCGCAUUGCUGAUGACGUUUCCAAACUGCCAGUGGGUGAGCCUGCUCUGUACUAUUGCACCACCCUACACCUGCACAACGUGCAGCUCAUUGGAUACGAGGCCUACAGCCUACACUGCAGGGAGCUCAUUCGAAAAUCCCUCUUUGAUCUGAAUGUGUUGAGACUCUUUGAAGAAAAAAAGUGGCUUAACUGGUGCAAACAGCUGAAGCUUCUCUUUCCUCUGAAAAAUGCUGGAAAAGAGAGCAGCUUACCAGAUGCAGUGUCUCUAUAUAUGUGGGGUGUGCAUGACUCUGAUAUGGUACUCAGUACAGCUUUGUAUAAAACUCUGACCAAGAACAGCCCCACUUACCUCGGACUGGCCGGCCAUAAGGGAUCCCAGAAAUCAGACUACAGAGCUUUACCCCUGACUCCAGACAUAAGACUGCAAGAAGAGGAAUGGCAGUAUGUUGUGAAAACAGCUGAUCCAAAAUCAAAAGCAAAGGCCACUCGGAAGCAGCGCUACCAGGAUAUCUACCUUUUCAUUUUAGCUAAUAUAAUCAGAAGACCAAUCAUUGUCAUAGCAGGAUGUCCUGAGGAAACAAUUAACGUUUCAUUGAAUUCAGCGCCUGAGCCUUCAGGCGUGUAUUUACCGCUCCUCUGGUCUCCAAACCGUUGUUGCUGUUUCCCCGUUGUUCUUGCCUUUUCUGAACAACAUUUCACACCUCUGGUUUAUGCAAAUGACCCAGGGCCAGAAAUCGAAGCAGUUCCAUUAGUAAUACCCUGUAAAGACAGACUUCUCAAGUUUGGAGUGCCAUUCUUAUUUGAAAAGAAUGAGGAUGCUAAACAACAAUGUCUGGACACCUACCUAAACCUUAUUAAUGUAGAAGGCUGCACUGAAGAGUUCAUCACAGCUGCCAGGUUGCAAGGGAACGAUCUGCCAGAGAACUUCAGCCUGGUCCAGGACUACUUCAAGCUUGUCCAACACAUGGAAAGCAAUAGCCACAGGAAUGUCGAGGGCAAAGUCAAACCAAAGCUGAAUCCAAAUCAAGACCAGCUCAGCAAGGUCUCUGCCCUUUCCAACUUUUCAAUAACUGGCAAUCACUGCGUUACCUCGGGGUGUCAGUACUUCUCGUCCACUUCCACACAGCCAUUUUGUCACGAAUGUCAUAAAAAACUUCAUCAACAAGCCACUCCCUCUUCACAUCGAAAGCAGUUUGUUUCUGACAGGAUGUCCUUCUAUGGCAAUGAUAGUCCUGCCGAAGUAAAACUUCCACCUGGUCCAGCAUCUGCCCCUGCUGCAUCAUCUCAGAUGACAUUUUUUAAUGAAAUUAACCCGAAAAGCUCUGCCGUUAUCAGGAAGUGUCCAGUCACAGGAAAUAAGACCCAGCACACACCUCCCAAUGCUACCUUUAACAGAGUUCUGCUAUGCCCAUUCACAGCAAGCCAUACCAUGCGAGAACUGAACCCAGAAGAGACACUUGUGGAAAACACAAUGGACCUCCUUACUGGGAGAUGUAUAAUGUGCAAAAACGAAACAAGGACAUUUAAUGGCUUAUGUUACAAGUGCCUGCAGAGGAAGGCAGAAGCUUUCGGAUCAGAUGAUGAUCAGGAUUCAGUAAUCCCAGGCUUUCAAUCUGCUUUGCCUUCCUCCUGUCUAGAAGAAGAAAGCUGUGGCUCCUGCACUGAAUCAAGGAAUGGGAGGAGGUGUGUCAAUGCUGGAUGCAAUUUCUACGGCACCCAGGAAAAUUUGGGCUACUGUACCAUCUGCUACAUUGCCAUCUAUGGCAACAAAGAUCACCACGGUCAAAGUGUAAGCACCACAGCCAUGCUGGGCAGCCAGCCAUCUCCAAGCUCCUCUGUACAGCGGAACCUGAUGAAAUGUCGAGCACUCGAAUGUACCAGGCUAGGAAGUCAUCAGCAUAACGGCUAUUGCAAGAAAUGUUUCCUUUUGACCAGGGUUGACCUAGAGGCUCCCAGAUGUUCUAAGGCAGAGAAGAAAAAAAGCUCUACAAUUGAGCCGCACUACAAAACCAGCAUUAAGCAAGACCCCUUGUGUGAACAGUUCAGAGAGAAGAUUGAUCUGGAAACCAAAAAUGUGCCUCAUGGUGCUGCGAACCAAGGGACAACGAUGACUGGAAAUGUGGAGCUGACCAUGAGGCUGUGCCGGGAAAAGAGAUGCAAGAACUUUGGGAAUGUCAAGUGUGAAGGAUAUUGCAACGAAUGUUACCGACGCAUCCUGUCCAAGUAGUUGGAGUUGUGGGUUGGUUAUCCAUGGAGCACAGUUUGAGUCCAUAGAAAGACAUUCAAAGUGAAGAACAAGAGAAUGUUUGUAAAUAGCAUUCAUACUACUGCGUAGUUCAGCAAAGACCAUUAUAGAUCACAUAUAUGCCUGUGUUAUAAUAGGAGAAUUCAUUUUGGACUCUUUCAGCUGUUCACUUCAGUGAAGCUUAUAAUAAAAUGACAAAUACUGCCCCCUACUGUUCUUUCAUAGCUUUUACUGCUGCCAUAUCACCACAUUCUUACUGACUAAAUCUGAUUCACAUCUAAGAGAAGCCAAAAUCAAGUCCAGAACUAUUAAGCACAAAAACAAAUAAUAAUAAGUUUAUUGGAAGGUACAUUCAACACAAAAGGGUCAUUUGAAGAUGUCAUUUGAAGUAACAGAAUUUGUUUGGACCUUGUUCCAAGAAAUAAACACACAGAACAUUGAAUGUGCCCCACAGAGGAGUUUUUCUCCAUCUACUCUAACACCCUCCAUACACGCACAACCCAGUGAUGUACAUAUCAGAGUGAACAGUGGCCUUACUUAAUAUGAAUGAAUGGCAUUACUUCCUGCCCUGUAACCAGUGCUUCAAAAACAGGCUGCCAGUUACCUCUGAAUUGGAAAAAGGUGAUUCUACAAAUUCAUUAAAUGGAUGGUUAGAUUGUAUUAUAACAAUGUUUACCUAAAUGUAUUAUGUCCUUUCUUCUUUAUGUCAUAUUAACAUGCUAUCACUAACUCACUAGCUAAACUAGACUACAGUGUUAGUUGCAAAAAAACAAAAUAGUUUUCAAGCCGAUGCUAGUGACUGUCUGAUUUUGAUGUUCUAUACGAAUGUGUAAUAUUCUACACUUAAUGUGGUUUGUUAGAAGGGGCAGAACUUUCUGGAAAAAAUGUCCAUUAAAGAAACCCGUGCAAAAAAUGGGGUUGGGGUUGGACAUAGUGGGAGAGUUGGAUGUAGACACUUGUCUGUUAUGAGGCUCUCCAUCAUUGAAAUCCAUUUACUUGGGCACAAAGUUCCUGGGGAGUCUCAAGAAGGAUUACAGCCUGGAUUGGGUUAGUAACCUGGAUUGUGAGAGGGACUGUGACCCCUCAGAGAGAGACUCAAAGUCAGCAUGGGAGGUGGAUGUGGAAAAGAAGAAAUGGGGGCUCCUUUACUCAAUCCUGUCAAGAACAAGAAAACAGGGCUGGUGUUGCAGUUACUCAGUCGAUAGUUAUUAUAGUAGAUACAACCAGUGAUGGAAACUAUCCUGGGCAACCUGAAGUGAAACUUUUAAAAAAAUUAGUAUGUACAUGUAGACAAAAGGACACCAUUGGACAAUGUUAUAUGUUAAUUGAAUUAUCUUAUUUCAAUUCAGAGGUAACUGGAAACCUAUUUUUGAAGUACUGGGUGCAUGGCAGGAAGUAAUGCCAUUCUAUUGCAUGGCACAUACACUCAAAUUAAGCAGAGCCACUGUUUAAUAUAACAUGUACAUCAUUGGUGUGUGUGUGUGUUGGAGUAGAAGAAGAAAAACUCCUCUGACACAGGAUGGAUGUACAGCCUCCACACAGGCAGUGACCAGGCCAGGAUUCAAACUCAGUCUUCAAAAGUUGAGGCAACUGCGCUAAUCACUGCACCACCAUGCCAUCCUGCAUUCAUAGGAUUUUCAUAAACUCUUACUUGUUUUUACUUUUUUUGGAUUUGCAUUUUAAAGUGAAUAUUCAGACUUUGAAGCAGUAGGGCAUGCUUUCUGUAAUUAGAUUAUACUUUAUAAUAAAGUUUAAGAUACCUUCAGCGCACUGUAUCUUAGGACAAUGAUGUAUUUCUAUU
Polypterus senegalus (gray bichir) is the source of this 4719-nucleotide messenger RNA. Its product is annotated as tumor necrosis factor alpha-induced protein 3-like. The record is from RefSeq and is a predicted model, not a curated record. Bases 603 to 2900 code for a protein of 765 amino acids. Gene Ontology annotation, molecular function: zinc ion binding; DNA binding. Lineage: Eukaryota; Metazoa; Chordata; Cladistia; Polypteriformes; Polypteridae. The transcript has 9 exons.